This is a messenger RNA of Sclerotinia trifoliorum, 1705 nucleotides long. The record is from the annotation of a GenBank genome assembly. Lineage: Eukaryota; Fungi; Ascomycota; Leotiomycetes; Helotiales; Sclerotiniaceae.
UCGUAUCUCCUUAGCUAUGAACUCUGAACUAUGAACUAUGAACAGGAGGUUGCUUAUUUCAUCAAAGAAGUUUUCCGAGUUCAUCCAAAACUUCUGCAUGCAAUGUCCAUCAACAACACGCCCACCAUGAAGUGCUCGGUAGCUAUAAUCUACGUCCUCCGUAUAUUUCUUGUGAAGGUGGGGGUUAAUUGAUGCGGGGUUCAGUCCAGCAACAUGGCGUCGCUAUAUCAGAGAGGAAUGUCUAUGUUUAUACCUACUCGGUACCACCGACUCAUAUCAUAAUUCUAUCUACACCUCCAUUUCACUUUAAGUUAUUCAAGAACAGACAUACUAUCAUAAAUAUCAACUAUAUUGUUAACGUUAUACCUCCAUAUUCAAAAUGCCUCUCAUAACAACUAAUCCCAAACCCCGAAUCAUCCUCGGUCUCAUGAACUUUGGUCCUGACCCCUCCACCGGCGCACGUAUAACCUCAUUAGAUGAAUACAACACCCUUCUUGACCAUUUCCAAGUCGCUGGUUACAAUGAAGUCGAUACAGCACGUACAUAUGUUGGAGGAAAACAAGAAGCCUUUACAAGGGAUGCCAAAUGGCAAGAGAGGGGUUUGACACUGGCCACGAAAGUUUAUCCACUCCAGGCAGGAUGGCAUACGGAGGCAGAGUUGACGAGUAGAUUCGAGACGAGUUUGAAGGAGCUAGGGACCAACUGUGUGGAUAUAUUUUAUUUGCAUGCUGCUGUUUGUUCCUCUCAAUCGUUCGAAAUAUGAGGGGGUUUUAACAGUGAUAGGAUCGCGCGACCCCAUUCACAGACACAUUGGCAGUUCUUGAUAAGCUUCACAAACAGGGCAAAUUCGUCCGUCUGGGACUUUCAAACUUUACAGCUUUUGAAGUCUCGGAAAUAGUCAUGCAUUGCAAAUAUAACAAUUGGGUGCGUCCAUCAGUCUACCAAGGAAUGUACAACGCCAUAACUCGAUCUCUCGCCUCGGAACUCAUCCCCUGCUGCAAACGCUACGGGAUUUCCGUAGUCAUAUACAAUCCUAUCGCAGGAGGUCUCUUUUCAGGUGCCUACAAAUCUUCGGAGAUCCCGACCAGUGGACGCUAUAGCGAUGCCGUGGGAAAAUUGGGUGAAAUGUACAGAAAACGCUAUUGGAAAGACUCGAACUUCUCUGCAUUAAAAUUGAUCGAGCCCGUUGUUCAAAAACACAAUCUUACAAUGGUAGAGACAGCACUACGAUGGUGUAUACACCAUAGUGCACUUAACGUAUUGCAUGGCGAUGAUGGGAUUAUCAUGGGAGCAAGUAGCGUUGAGCAAUUAGAUUCGAACUUGAAGGACUGUGAGAAGGGACCCUUGCCUGAAGAGGUGGUGAAGGUUUUGGAUGAUGCGUGGAUGCUUUGUAAGGCGGAUACACCCGAUUAUUGGCAUUUAGAUUUGAAGUAUACUUAUGAUACUAGAAAGGCACUUUUCGGUGUGUAGAUGGAGGGAGUGGAUUGCUUUAUUAGACUAACGCUGAGAUUCGGGCUUGGUUCUGUAGAACGUAGAAAAGAAGCAAAGAAUCGGAUGUGGUUAAAGGGUCUUGAGUAGUAAAUCAUUAGAGAAGAAGGGUUUAAAUUCAACGGGUAUUUAGAUCAAAGUAAGGCAAUUUUCGACCCUUCGUAUACUAAUAAAUCGGCUGAAGAAUGAGUGGAUUUAAACUGUGGACGGCAUUUCA